Trifolium pratense (red clover) is the source of this 3722-nucleotide messenger RNA. RefSeq lists its product as uncharacterized. Bases 1 to 2646 code for a protein of 881 amino acids. The transcript has a single exon. Lineage: Eukaryota; Viridiplantae; Streptophyta; Magnoliopsida; Fabales; Fabaceae. The record is from RefSeq and is a predicted model, not a curated record.
AUGCCAAGCACUCGCUCUAGAGGCGAAAGAUUGGUGCAACUAGUUAGCGAACCCGAACGUCUUUUAAGACGUAGAAAUUUAGAAAAUCAAUUAGAGAUUCCUCUUCCUUAUAUAGUUAACGAACCAGAUAUGGCUGAAGGACCGCAAAACCGUCCACUUAAGUCAUACGCUAUUCCUUCGCAAGCUGAACCUCACAAUAGCAUCGCUGCCCCCGCUAUUGAGGCAAAUAACUUUGAGCUUAAACCUUCGUUGUUGUCGGCCGUACAACAAAACCAAUUCUCCGGAAACCCCACGGACGACCCCAAUUUACAUUUGUCCAUAUUCUUGCAAUACGCGGAUACCGUGAAGGCAAAUGGUGUCAGUCCCGAAGCUAUAAGACUUCGCUUAUUCCCAUUCUCAUUAAGAGAUAAAGCUAGAGCCUGGCUCCAGUCCCUACCAUCCAACUCAGUCGCAACAUGGAACGAGUUGAAGAAAGUCUUUUUAGCGAGAUAUUUCCCGCCUAGCAAAACUGCUAUGCUAAGAGCCCAAAUCAAUGGAUUUAGACAAAGAGACAACGAAUCUCUUUUCGAAGCAUGGGAAAGAUACAAAGAAAUGAUUAGGAUAUGUCCUCAUCAUGGGCUCGAAAAUUGGCUAAUUAUCCACACCUUUUACAAUGGUCUCUUGUAUAAUACAAGAAUGACAAUAGACGCCGCAGCUGGUGGCGCACUUAUGGAUAAACCAUACAACCAAGCCUAUCAGCUUAUCGAGAGCAUGGCUCAGAACCAUUAUCAGUGGGGCAACGAGAGAACAACAGUAGAGAAACCUCAAACGAAAGGUGGAAUGUACGAAAUCAGCAACAUGGACCACAUCAACGCCAAGUUAGAUGCCUUAACUCAAAAGAUAGAGAGUCUAACCACCGCACCCAAAGCCACCGUGGCAGCAACAACACAAAAUUGUCAGUUGUGCGGAGCUCAAGGUCAUGCUAUCGCUGAAUGUCGACUUCUAACCGAAGCUCCCACCGACCAAGUGAAUUACACUCAAGGGAACUCUUACAACCAAAACCAGAGAAAUCACCCGUACCUUUCGUACAAUAGCAACAACGCUUUAUAUGCACCUGGCCAAGCACCUACUCCUUCGCCACCAGGAUUCCAAAAACCUGCUCAAAAUGCUCCUAUGAAGUCAAACCUUGAAUUGAUGAUGGAGAACUUCAUAGCCCUACAAACUCAAACUAACAAGGAAUUCCUAAAUCAAAACAUACACACUAAUGAGCAAAUUAAGCAAUUAACAAGCAGGCUAGAACUCUUGACCACUCACAAUAAGAUGUUAGAAACACAAAUCGCACAAGUGGCACAACAACAAGCAUCAACCUCUGCUCCUGCAGGCAUAUUUCCUGGCCAGCCUCAGCCAAACCCUAGGGGACAUGUGAAUGCUGUUAUAUUACAAAGUGGGACACAAUAUGAUGGACCGGCUGAUCCUAGAACUAAAAAUCCUGCCAUGCAACCCAAUUCUGAUAAGACAACCGAGAAGGAGAGUGAACCAAAAGAAAAGGAGGAUAGUGGAGAGGAAACCCAAGAGAAAGAGAAACCUUACGUUCCUCCCCCACCAUAUAAACCACCCAUCCCGUAUCCUCAAAGAUUAGUACAAUCCAAAAACGUAGGGCAGUUUAAGAAAUUUGUAGAGCUUCUACAAAAACUAAACAUCACAAUACCUUUUACGGAAGCUAUCACACAAAUGCCCUCGUACGCUAAGUUUCUUAAAGAUAUCUUAACUAAUAAGAAAAAAAUCGAGGAAGAAGAAACCGUUAUGCUUACUGCCGAGUGUAGCUCCAUACUUCAAAAUAAUAUGCCUCCUAAGCUAAAAGACCCAGGAAGUUUUUCCAUACCAUGUGUCAUUGGAAAACAUGUCAUAGAUAGAGCACUAUGCGAUUUAGGAGCCAGUAUAAGCUUAAUGCCUAUGCCCAUAUAUGAAAAACUUAAGUUAGGAGAAUUGAGACCGACUAAAAUGUCAAUACAAUUCGCUGACCGUUCUGUCAAAUACCCCCUAGGUAUACUAGAAAACGUGCCAGUACGUAUAGGUCAAUUCUUUAUCCCAACUGAUUUUAUAGUCAUGGACAUUAGGGAAGAUUCCAAUACACCCAUAAUUUUAGGAAGGCCAUUCUUAGCAACUGCCGGUGCCAUAAUAGAUGUGAAAAAAGGAAAGCUCACCUUUGAAGUAGGUGAAGAAAAAGUUGAAUUUAUCUUAACACAAUUCAUGAACGCAUCGGCCAUUGAAGAUAGUUGCUAUAUGUUAGACGUCGUCAAAGAAUGUGGAAAAGAGAUGGAGAAAGAUAAAACCAAAAAUUCUGAAAUUCUAAAAACUCUCAUCCCUCCGACUCAUAAAAAUGGUAAUGACGACCUAGCUAAAAGUUUAAAGAAAAGCUCUUGCUAUAGACUCGACAUAGCUGAAACAAAUGUCGAUAACACACCCUUUAAACGAGUACCUCCCGACAUACUAAAAGCCCACCCAGAAAGUAAUAUCGCUCAAAAUAAAAUACCCCCGGGUGUCUCUAAGAAAAAGAAAGAAAAAAAGAAGAGAAGACCUAUGAAAUGGUCUGACAUUUUCAAAUGGAGACCCAAGAAUAUUGAGCAUAAUUUAAAAGAUGUGAGUCUAGAGGAGGAACCAUGUUGACCUAUAGGUCUAGAUAGUCGAGCUAACCGACGUUAAACAAAGCGCUGCAUGGGAGGCAACCCAUGAGUUUUCUUUAAUUCUUGUUUAAAUUUUUGCUUUCUUUUAUUUUUGAUUUUUUUUUUUUAUGACUAUCUUUGAUGAUUUUGUGCCUAAUAGAGCUCCCACGCACAUUUCUCCAAAUGUUGCCGCUGGUGGGGGCGCAAGCAUUGUUCCACCUGCACACACUACACAUUUUUCUAACACUUUUGCAGGUAGUUCCUCCUCAUCAAGGCAAAGCUCCAUCGAUGAUGUACUCGAUAAGAUACGCGCCCAAAACGCACUAAAUCAAGAGCGCGAUGGAUUAUUCUAUGCCAUGCAUCAACAACAAGAGGAGAUGAUGGAACGAAUGACAUUCAUGCAAGCCCAGCAAGACGAAAUUCUUCAAAACCAACAUGAGAUGCAGGGCUAUUAUCUUAGGUGGGAGAGCUCCGUCAACAACAGCUCGACAAUGUCAUACAAGAGCUAGGCGGUUUGAGGCUUCAGUUCAACUAUUUCCAAAAUUAUCAACAUCCUCCCUCAUGAUCUCUCCACCAGGUUUUGUGCUCCAAAGCUACACUUGAGUCUCAACAGUGAGGACACAGUUGAAUUUAAGUUUAGGGGAGUAUUCUACCAUCCUUAUUUUAUUUCUCAGUUAUUUUAUUUUUAGUACAAUUUCCCUUUUCGCAAAUAAAAUAAUAGCACUAUUUUCGGGUAAAUUUUAAAUUUUUCCUUUUUCUUGAGCCAAAUUAAAAUUUUUUCCAAAGACUUAGGACAAUAGCUCACUUAGAAAGUAUAUAGGUUAAGAAAAGACGAGAGGCUAAGUUAAGGAAAUUAGGGAAUUUCACAACAAAAUCGGUAUUUUUCCAACACCCAGAAGUCUCCCUAGUAUAGAUAUCAAUUUGAAUAACCAUUGUGCCAAAAUCUCCUGAUUCAAAUUUGUGGAAUCCUUUAGUAGUUUAUCUAUCCAGUCGGACACCAUCUAUGAAGUCACACAUUAAGUAGGUUUGUCGAUGAAUAUAAGCGAAUCAUCUAAGCAAAUUCUUAAGGUCAUACUGUGG